AUGAACAAUUCAACAUCGACAACACUGACAUCAAUACCCGUCACAAAGAUGGUUAAUGAUUUAUUUUUGCAAUGGCUUUCAUUAUCAGAUACACGUACAACACUAUAUACUGCAUUACAAAAUGUUCGAACACAUAGUAAAAUGCCUGAUCCUAUCAUUUAUCCGAAGACUUAUACAACACGUGGUGGUGGGUUUUCAAAACCACAACAUUUUGAUUCACCACCUGUUUCACCUGUUCCACGAACAGCUUCAAGUCCACGUAAUGGUUUAUCUUCAAUUCCAUCAAAUGGUGAAAAUACUCCUGGUAAAAUUAGUACUAAUGAUGAACGGAAACAGCGUUCUCUGAAGAAAAAAUAUCCAAUAGUAAAUGGUAGUACUACUCCUAAUACUACAAUAACCGGCAGCAUCGAUCAACAACAAAAACGCCGACGAGCAAUACACUUCUGUGAACAGUGUCGAUAUUAUGGUCGUUAUUGUGAUGCUAUACAUAAAGGCUUCUGUCGACCUGUUUCGACACCAUUGGCACGUAUAUCGAUAUCACCAAAAAUUCCCAAAUCACAUAUCAAUUUCGUUUUUGAAAAACGUUAUCCAGCUGAACAAAUACAGCAACAUAUUCAACAACAAAUUCGACAAAAAUUUACCAAUCCUGAGGCUAUAUGGCCACUUAAACCACAAUCAAUAGUAGGAGCAUCUACUAUUCCCGAUCAGCAACAUCGAUCGGCUUUCUUCAUUCCUGAGGUAUCUGGAGGAAAAGUUUCACCUCCACAAUUGACAAAACCAGAACCUUUACCAAUUUCACCAGCAACAUCAACAAAUGUUCUUCCUAGUCGAACUUCAACUACACCAUCCAAUGGUACUAUAUCGAAAACAUCUCAACAAACUCCUGUAUUACAACCACGUUCACAAUCUCCAUCAAAAAAUAUUCGAGAUCUAUCUCCAGCACCAUCAUCACCUAAACCAACAAGUGGUGGAGUUGCUUCUUUACGUGAACAAUUCGAUAGUAUUGAAUAUUCACCAUCAAUUUCAACAACAAAAACACCAACAAGACCAAAAUCACCAAUCUCAUCAGUACCUACUGACAAUACUAUACGACCAGCAUUUACACCAACAAAACCAACACCUUCUAUUAAAGAAACAUCACCAGUACCGAUAACAGUUAUUAAAUCUAAUGAAAUACCAAAACCAGCUGAAGAUAUUCCUAAAUUUUAUUUUCCUAAUGGACAAACAACAACAACGCCAACAUCAACAGUUGAUACAUUACUUAAUAAACAAUUACGCCAGGCUAAAGAAGAAUUAUUUCAACUAAAACAUGAUAAAGUCUAUUUAGAAGAUUUUGGAAAAUUAGCACAGUUAAUUGAUUUAAGUUUAUAUUGGAAAGCACCAUUAUUUCGUGCAUGUGUUUUUGAUGCAUUAGGAUCAAAAACAACAAUAACGCCAAAUACAACUGUAGCGUAUUCACAAUUUGAAAUGUUUUGGAAAAAAGUAUGCAAAAAUAAUCAUGAUAAUGCAUCAAAAUUUGUUUAUAUACUUGCUCUAUCAUCACCAUUAUCAUUACCAACAAAUCGUCAAUAUUUAACAACUGAUGAUUGGGAUUAUUUAAUACAAGAUAUUAUUGAUACACAUCCUGGUUUAAAAUUUCUUCGUGAAGCACGAGAAUUUCAUUCAAGAUAUAUUAAAACAGUUAUUGCUAGAAUUUAUUAUAAUUGUAAUCGAUCAUGGUCAGGAAAAUUAACUAUACAAGAAUUAAGGCGAUCAAAUUUUCUUUCGACACUCGAUCGAAUUGAAGAAGAAGAAGAUAUUAAUCGAAUACAUGAUUAUUUUUCAUAUGAACAUUUUUAUGUAAUUUAUUGUAAAUUUUGGGAAUUAGAUUCGGAUCAUGAUUUAUUAAUUAGUCGUGAUGAUUUAGCAAAACAUAAUAAUGGCGCUAUUUCAAAUAAAAUGAUUGAUCGAAUAUUUUCUGGUGCUGUAUCAAAUAGUCAAAAUAUGAAAGAAGGAAAAAUGUCUUAUUAUGAAUUUGUUUGGUUUCUUAUAUCCGAAGAAGAUAAACGUUCGCCAACAAGUAUUGAAUAUUGGUUUCGUUGUAUGGAUUUAGAUGGUGAUGGAGUAUUAUCAAUGUUUGAAUUAGAUUAUUUUUAUCAAGAACAAGUACAUAAAAUGGAAAUAUAUGGUAUUGAAUAUAUGCCAUUUGAAGAUUGUAUAUGUCAAAUGCUUGAUUUAGUAAAACCUGAAGAAGAUCAUAAGAUACGUUUAAAAGAUUUGAAACGAUGCAAAUUAACAAAUGUUUUUUUUGAUACAUUUUUUAAUCUUGAAAAAUAUUUAGAUAAUGAACAAAAAGAUCCUUUUUCAAAUAUUAAAGAUCCUGAAUCACCUGAUGUAUCAGAUUGGGUGAAAUUUGCUGAAGCUGAAUAUGAUAAUUUAACACAUGAAGAUGGAGCUAAUGAUAAUCUUGAUGAUGUAAAUUAUGAUGAAGAUUUUGAAGAUGAAGAUGAUGGAGGUGGAGCAGCUGUUGUUAUUGAACAAUCAACAAAUAAACGAAUGGGUUUAAGUGGUGGAAAUGGUAGUGCUGUAUCACCACCACAACGACUUGGUACAAAUAAUAAAACUAACGAUUCAGAUGAACGGUGGAAAGAUUAG
Messenger RNA from Adineta steineri, 2634 nucleotides. The record is from the annotation of a GenBank genome assembly. NCBI's taxonomy places the organism in Eukaryota, Metazoa, Rotifera, Eurotatoria, Adinetida, Adinetidae.